Molecule: messenger RNA, 2507 nt
Organism: Fukomys damarensis (Damara mole-rat)
Lineage: Eukaryota; Metazoa; Chordata; Mammalia; Rodentia; Bathyergidae
Gene: Cilk1
Product: ciliogenesis associated kinase 1
Exons: 14
Coding region: 425-2323 (632 amino acids)
Biological process (GO): intracellular signal transduction; protein phosphorylation; intraciliary transport
Cellular component (GO): cytoplasm; cilium; nucleus
Molecular function (GO): protein serine/threonine kinase activity; ATP binding
Source: RefSeq, a predicted model, not a curated record
CCCAGCGUGCAGCCCGCGACCGUCAGGGCCGGUUGGUCGGCGACCUGCCCAGUCGACCUCUCGUCGGGCCUAGUGAGCCCCGAGGUAGACAGGAGCAGGCGGUACCCCAAAGAUAUCUCUACCCAAGCUUAGAGCUGGGCCUUGAGCCAAUCCGCCCUGAGGACACUAGAACUGGACGCUCGGGACGGUCGCUACACGGUGAUGGGGAUUCUUAAGUGCCGCGCCUGGACUGCAGGGAGCAGCAAAUUCGAUAAGUCACAGGCAGAAGACUGUUCUUUGAAAAUAUGUAUUGGGGAGAUAGUCACAUCCUAUUGAAUACCUCGUGCUGGUGCUGCCAUCGAAAAAUCUGGUUACACUCUGGGGAGGCCUGCAGGACCGAACCGCCUCGGCCCUGAAAUGCAUAGCCAGCCUGAGCAGGCCCACCAUGAAUAGAUACACGAUGAUCAAGCAGCUCGGGGAUGGGACCUAUGGUUCUGUCCUGCUAGGAAGAAGCAUUGAAUCUGGGGAACUGAUUGCUAUUAAAAAAAUGAAAAGAAAGUUUUAUUCCUGGGAGGAAUGCAUGAACCUUCGUGAGGUUAAGUCGUUAAAGAAGCUCAACCAUGCCAAUGUAGUAAAAUUAAAAGAAGUUAUCAGGGAAAAUGAUCAUCUUUAUUUUAUCUUCGAGUAUAUGAAGGAAAAUCUUUACCAGCUCAUUAAAGAAAGAAAUAAGUUGUUUCCAGAGUCUGCUAUAAGGAACAUCAUGUAUCAGAUAUUGCAAGGACUCGCUUUUAUUCACAAACAUGGCUUCUUCCAUCGGGACUUGAAGCCAGAGAAUCUCCUCUGCAUGGGACCAGAACUGGUGAAAAUUGCAGACUUUGGAUUGGCCCGAGAAAUCCGAUCAAGACCUCCCUACACAGACUAUGUGUCUACCAGAUGGUAUAGGGCUCCAGAAGUCCUCCUGAGGUCCACCAACUACAGCUCCCCCAUUGACGUCUGGGCCGUGGGCUGCAUCAUGGCAGAGGUGUACACACUCAGGCCGCUCUUCCCUGGGGCCAGUGAAAUUGACAUGAUAUUCAAAAUUUGCCAAGUGUUGGGGACACCAAAAAAGACUGACUGGCCCGAGGGCUACCAACUUUCCAGUGCUAUGAACUUCCACUGGCCCCAGUGCAUACCCAAUAAUUUAAAGACUCUGAUUCCAAAUGCCAGCAGCGAAGCAAUUCAGCUCCUGAGAGACCUGCUUCAGUGGGAUCCUAAGAAACGACCAACAGCUAGUCAGGCACUUCGAUAUCCCUACUUCCAGACCGGACACCAGCUGGGCAUCACCACACAGAACCUGCAGGACUCAGAAAAGCCACAGAAGGAUGUCCUGGAAAAGGCAGGCCUGCCUCCACACAUCAAGCCAGUCCCCCCUGCCCAGCCCCCAGCCAAGCCGCACAUGCGAAUUUCUUCCCGGCACCAUCACGCCAGCCAGCCCCCUCAGCAUCUCCUGUACCCCUAUAAAGCAGAGACCUCGAGGACAGAUCAGCAGAGCCAUACUCAGGAGGACAAGCCAAGCCCACUGCUUUUCCCGUCCCUCCACAACAAGAAUCCUCAGCCGAAAAUCCUAGCUGGCCUGGAGCACAAAAGUGGUGAUAUCAAGCCAAAGAGCAGGAGAAGGUGGGGCCUUAUUUCCAGGUCCACAAAGGAUUCUGAUGAUUGGGCCGACAUGGACGAUCUGGAUUUCAGUCCACCCCUCGCCAGGAUUGACCUGAAAAACAAGAAGAGGCAGAGUGACGACACUCUCUGCAGAUUUGAGAGCGUUUUGGACCUGAAGCCCUCUGAGCCUGUGGGAACCGGAAACAGUGCCCCCACGCAGACCUCCUAUCAGCGGCAGGACACGCCCACCCUGAGGCCUGCUACCAAGCAGCACUACCUGAAGCACUCCCGAUACUUGCCUGGAAUAAAUAUAAGAAAUGGCAUGCUCCCACAUCCAGGAAAGGACUUCCUUCCGUCUAAUCCAUGGUCCAGUUCUGGCUUGUCUGGAAAGUCUUCGGGGACAGUAUCAGUAAUCAGCAAAAUAAAUUCAGUUGGUUCCAGCUCUACAAGUUCUAGUGGACUGACUGGAAAUUAUAUCCCUUCCUUUCUGAAAAAAGAAAUUGGUUCUGCUAUGCCAAGGGUACACCUGGCACCUAUUCCAGACCCUUCCCCUGGCUACUCUUCCCUGAAGGCUGUGAGACCCCAUCCCGGGCGACCUUUCUUCCACACUCAGCCGAGAAGCACUCCUGGCUUGAAGCCGCGGCCUCCAGCCUCCCAGCCAGUGCAUGGCCGGACAGACUGGGCUUCCAAAUACCCAUCUCGACGAUGACUAUCUCAGCAACAAGACUGUUUCGUAGGGGAGAGGACACUGCCCCUCAGCUUACUGAUGUUUGGCCCAUAAGAAAUGGGUGGAUCAUGUAUAAGCAAACCAACGCUUUAUAGUUACUCUUCUGAGCUAGGACAUUUCAAUAUUCUUUUUUUAAAGUUUUUUUUUAAACAUUCAUUUGAAUGCA